GGAUAAGAGACCCACUUGCUGCACACUGGUUUAGGGGAGGGUUCUCCUUUAUAAAAGUUCGGCUAAAAACCUACCUGGUUGUCACUUUAGUCAUGAUGGCGAUUGUGGGGAUUUUGGUUGCUGUUGCUGUGUUUCUGGAGUCGGUCUCUGCGACCUCUCUUGGAGUGGUUUACACAGAGGGAGGAAUGGUGGAGGGUGAAAAUGUUCGUAUUAGCUAUGGCAAUUACAUGGAUAUCUUUAGAGGAGUUCCCUUUGCUGACAUCCCUGGAAGGUUCGAGAAACCGAAGCGUCACCCUGGCUGGGAUGGUAUUUUGAAGGCCAAAGAGUUUGCGCCGAGAUGCCUUCAGGUGGACUUUCUCAUGAUUAACACCAUGGGCAAUGAGGACUGUCUCUAUCUGAAUAUCUGGGUUCCUCAUGGCCGCUCAGUGUCCACUGGUCUGCCUGUCAUGGUCUGGAUCUUUGGAGGAGGCUUCCUGGUCGGAGGUUCAAUGGGUGCUAACUUCCUUGAUAACUAUCUGUACAGCGGGGAGGAGAUUGCAGAAAGAGGAGAUGUUAUUGUUGUGACAGUGGGGUAUCGUGUGGGAACUCUGGGCUUCCUGAGCACUGGAGACUCUAGUAUACCUGGAAAUUAUGGUCUGUGGGACCAGCAGGCUGCCAUCGCCUGGGUUCACAGAAACAUCCGCUCAUUUGGAGGAGACCCUGACAACAUCACCAUCUUUGGAGAGUCUGCAGGUGGAGCUAGUGUCAGCUUCCAGACUUUAACUCCCCACAACAAAGGACUGAUCAAGAGAGCCAUCUCCCAGAGUGGUGUCGCCCUUUGUCCUUGGGGUGUCAACAGAAACCGCAGGUUCGCUGAGGAGAUUGCAUUAAAAGUCAACUGCCCUACCGAUGACAGAAUGGCUGCUUGUUUGAAGAUGACUGAUCCUGUGCAACUAACAUUGGCUGGUUCCAUUGACAUAUCCGGCUCUCCUGAUUCUCCCAUUUUAUUCAAACUGCUCCUGUCUCCUGUGAUCGAUGGCGACUUCUUACCGGAUGAGCCUUCCAACUUGUUCCACAAUGCAGCCGACAUUGACUACAUUGCUGGACUCAACGACAUGGACGGACAUAUCUUCACUGGUGUAGAUGUUCCAUCAAUCAACUCUGACUUGGUGGACACGCCAAUUGACGAUGUGAAGAGACUGUUGGCUUCCUACACUAGAGAGAAGGGUGCAGCUGGUUUGAAUGAGGCUUACUCCACAUACACCUCAACCUGGGGAAGUAAACCCGACAGGGAGACCAUCAAGAAAACUGUUGUGGAAAUUGGAACAGACUACAUUUUCCUUGCUCCUACGCAGGCUGCUUACCUUCAUGCUGCUAAUGCUGGGUGAGGACGCACGUACUCCUACGUCAUGUCCGAGCCCAACCGUUUGGGCGGCGUCAUCAUGCCCUAUCUAGCUGGAUGGGCGGCUGACCACGCUGAUGACCUGCAGUACGUGUUCGGAAAGCCUUUUGCCACACCUGGGUACUGGCCUAGCCAUCGUGACCUCUCUGGCUACAUUGAUUGCCUACUGACUAACUUUGCCAAAACUGGAGAUCCCAACAAAGGAGGCCUGAAAGUCCCUGCUACCUGGCCCCAGUUCACCGAUGGACACAAGUAUCUGGAAAUCCGUAAUAAUAUGAAUGCAAACUUUGUAAGACAACAGCUGAAGCUGCGUUAUGUGAAUUUCUGGUCCAAUGUCUUUCGCCUUCCUACAGUCUACUCAGAAUAA
Messenger RNA from Acanthochromis polyacanthus (spiny chromis), 1748 nucleotides. RefSeq names its product bile salt-activated lipase-like. NCBI's taxonomy places the organism in Eukaryota, Metazoa, Chordata, Actinopteri, Pomacentridae. Gene Ontology annotation, cellular component: cell surface; postsynaptic specialization membrane; synapse. Gene Ontology annotation, biological process: synaptic vesicle endocytosis; presynaptic membrane assembly; neuron cell-cell adhesion. Gene Ontology annotation, molecular function: sterol ester esterase activity; signaling receptor activity; triacylglycerol lipase activity. The record is from RefSeq and is a predicted model, not a curated record.